CGAAGUAUUUCCUGAGGAUUUAGCACAAGAGAGAUGUUGGAGGAAUAUUUUUUUGAAAUCUGGUGAUUGAGGUGUUGAGGUUAUACACGCGGUGCUUCGAUAUUCUAUUGACGGACCAUUCGGAGGGUUGACACUUUAUUAUCGGAUAACGAUGUCCUUUCGUGGUCGUGGAGGUGGUGGAGGUUUUGGCAGGGGCGGGGGCAGAGGAGGACGUGGGGGUGGCUUCCGAGGAGGUCGGGGUGGUGGUGGCGACAGAGGAAGAGGAUUCGAUCAGGGACCCCCUGAGCAUGUGACCCCUCUCGGACACUUCGAAUGGACGGUGCAGGAUGAUCUCGUUGCGAAAGUGGAUAUUGAGCAAGUGCCUUACUUCAACGCUCCCAUUUAUACAGAGAAUAAACAACAAAUAGGGAAGAUUGAUGAGAUAUUUGGCAACAUCCGUGAUUACUACGUAUCUAUCAAACUGAGUGAUAAUGUUAAAGCCUCGAGUUUUGAGAAGAAUAUCACGUUGUUCAUCGACCCUGGAAAGCUGCUUCCACUCCAGAGGUUUCUUCCAAAGCCUCCUGGUUCAAUAGAAAAACGUCCAGCACGUGGUAAAGGUGGCUCCAGAGGAGCUCCAGGAGGCAGAGGUGGUUUUGGCCGAGGAGGUGGAUCCAGGGGUGGAUUUGGUGGUCGCGGCGGUGGCAGGGGAGGCUCUGGUGGUGGAUUCCGUGGUCGAGGUGGUGGCGGUGGUGGAUUUAAUAAUCGCAACAGUGGAGGAGGUGGAGGAAGAGGGCGAGGUCGAUGGUGAAGAUUAUAUUCCACAGAGUACAGCAAAAAUCGUAAAAUAAAUAUUCUCUUUUUUAUUACUGAAAGACUUGAUUAAACGGGCUCCCUAAAUAUAUUAAACAUAUUGUACCGUCAAAGAAGAGAAGUAAAUGUUGUUGCGUCGAGUGUUGCACUGAAUGCCACGUCAAUUUCACCUUUGAAUUGUUAUACCAGUGGCUACGAGGUGAAAUAAUUUAAUUCAAUUUCAGUGUAACGAAUUUUUGUAAAAUAUAUAGAAGUCCACGAGAGAUAGGAAAAUUUUCACAGACAAUUUUCCGUAGAUUUGUUUUCUACUCCAUUUAUAAAAUCUUACAAGAAUUUUCCCAUCUCUAAAGAUGAGCAGAAACCAGCCUAGAUUCUUUCAUCUCUUUACUGCUGAUUUAUUAUAUAAAUGGAAAUAAUUUUCGAGGCAUCAUGAAGGAAUAUUGGAGGCAUGAAUGAGUAGAGUGAAAUGGAUACUUAAUUUUUUUAAUUAAUUAAUAUUAAAUGAAUGCAUUGUUUUUCUUGAUAAAAAUGCUUAAUCCUUUUCACUUUCUAAUUAUUCAAUGACGAAUUUGAGUAAUGAAUUAAUUUUUUUAUUCUGAAUAUAUUUCUUUAAAAACAUGUAAGUGUUCAUUUUGCCCUACUCAACAGAAAGAGAAACUUGGAAUAAUCUAGAAAAUAUAUUUUGUGUAAUUAUCUCUUUGAAACUAAAUGAAAAAAAUUACAAAUAACAAGAUGCACAUUAUUAGGUGAAUUUAAA
Messenger RNA from Fopius arisanus, 1546 nucleotides. It is a transcript of the gene Gar1, whose product is annotated as Gar1 ribonucleoprotein. Gene Ontology annotation, molecular function: box H/ACA snoRNA binding. Gene Ontology annotation, cellular component: box H/ACA snoRNP complex. Gene Ontology annotation, biological process: ribosome biogenesis; snoRNA guided rRNA pseudouridine synthesis. The coding region runs from base 152 to 787 and encodes 211 amino acids. Lineage: Eukaryota; Metazoa; Arthropoda; Insecta; Hymenoptera; Braconidae. The transcript has 4 exons. The record is from RefSeq and is a predicted model, not a curated record.